Amoebophrya sp. A25 is the source of this 379-nucleotide messenger RNA. The record is from the annotation of a GenBank genome assembly. NCBI's taxonomy places the organism in Eukaryota, Dinophyceae, Syndiniales, Amoebophryaceae.
UCUAGUUAACCCGCCUCUGCCCACAUGGGUCGGAGCAACGGCCGAGCUGUGAAAGCUGAGGAAAUGUCACUGGGCACGACCUCAACAUCAACUGCGACCACUAGUGGUAGUAUGGCUGCGCAGAGUAAUACGCCGCCAGGUGCAUCGUCAGCUGUAGAGCGCCCAGCCACUCCACCCCACGUUUCGACGACGCCGUUGAAUCGUGGAGCUGCGAACUUCGUACCUGGGUCAUUGCUACACGGCACCAAAUUUAGCGCGCCGCAGUCUCAGGCUCAGAGUGAAGAUCCACAUCCACCACAGGUUGUCGUGCUCAACAGGAGAGGUGCCGCGGGCAAUGAAAACGGUAGUGCUGUCGUACCGGUACUAGUCGACAACUCUG